GAAUAUAAUUACUAUUUAUUUUUAUUUUUAUUUUGUACUUGUCGUGUUGUCAACGGUUCUCUGUGUUGGCUGUAUUAUAAAGCGGGCAUGGCGAUGUCGGCGUAUGCUCCGUUCCCCACGCACUCACUCACCUCAUUCGCAACCACCACACACUUUGAUCUCACGCCAAUUGACUCUCAUCUCUACAGAGUCGUAUUUUCAUAGACUGCCAAAUAUGAAUUCGAUACGACUGCGCCCCGCAUGGUGCAGAAACCUAGCCGGAGCCCGCUGUAGCCGCCACAACACGCCUACUCACUGCAUCACCUCAUCACGCAAUUCCUCAUCCUCAUCAUCGGCGGCGGCAGUCUCCAAAGCAGAGGCCAACUACAAAAUCAUCGACCGCGCCGCCGACUUUGAAAAGAAGCAAGCCUCCCGCCCGCCCUUUGACAACUCCAACGCGCCCAUCCUCGUAACAAAACAGCCCAACCCAACAUGGCAGUACGGCGACGGCGUGCCUGGUCGAGACCUAACAAUCCCCCAUCGCCAAAUCGAUCCGUACGCCGCGGACCGUGCCAUGGUCGACAACUACAAGCUUCUUAUUAGCGCUAUUGCUCCACGGCCCAUUGGACUCAUCAGCACGCGCGGCAAAGACGGCUCCAAGAACCUCGCGCCAUUCAGUUACUUCCAAGUCGUGGAUCACGACCCGCCGACUUUUAUCGUGGGCUUUUCAUCGCGGCCAGGCGCCGAGAAGGACACAUUCCGCAAUCUCCAGGAGACGGGGGAGUGUGUAAUCAACACGGUCUCCGAGGACAUGAUUGAGGCUGUGAAUGCCGUGGCGGUAGAUGCGCCGCACGGGGUCUCGGAGUGGGCGAUUUCAGGACUACAUGAGGCGCCGGCGGCAGUGGUGCAGGCAUCGAGGGUGAAAGAGUCGGUGUUUUCGGCGGAGGCGGAAGUUGUGGAUGUGAAAGUGCUUGGUGAGGGUAAGAGUGGUAUGAGUAAGGCGGGCGUGGUGAUGUUGAAGGCGGUGAGGUUCUGGGUGCGUGAGGAUGCGACGGAUGAGGGUGGACGGACGGUGGAUUUGGAGAAGUUGCGCCCGAUUGCGCAGUUGGGCGGGAUGGCGUAUGGGCGGGUCAAGGAGACGUUUGAGUUGCCGAGAAGGAGGUGGGUGGAUGAGGUGGUGAAGAGUGAGAGGUUGGCGAAGAUGGUGAAUGUCAGGGAGGAGACUAAGAAAGAUUAACUGAGGACGAAGGGAGAGAGAAGAACAAAGAAAGAGAGGAAG
Molecule: messenger RNA, 1258 nt
Organism: [Torrubiella] hemipterigena
Lineage: Eukaryota; Fungi; Ascomycota; Sordariomycetes; Hypocreales; Clavicipitaceae
Source: the annotation of a GenBank genome assembly